This is a messenger RNA of Xyrauchen texanus (razorback sucker), 1886 nucleotides long. It is a transcript of the gene dync2i2, whose product is annotated as dynein 2 intermediate chain 2. Gene Ontology annotation, molecular function: dynein light chain binding; dynein heavy chain binding. The record is from RefSeq and is a predicted model, not a curated record. Bases 341 to 1852 code for a protein of 503 amino acids. Lineage: Eukaryota; Metazoa; Chordata; Actinopteri; Cypriniformes; Catostomidae. The transcript is spliced from 9 exons. Gene Ontology annotation, cellular component: cytoplasmic dynein complex; ciliary plasm. Gene Ontology annotation, biological process: intraciliary transport.
AUCAUGGAGGAACUAGCCAGGGAUUGAACUAGCAGCGCUAUUAUGGCCAAAUACAAUAAGUAAUCGUACACAAUUAACGAUUCUGCUCUUUUGGUAAAUAUUUUUCACCAUCAUAAAAGCUGAUUUCUAGUCGUCGAACAUAAGCAAUCCUUUAAUAAGCCGAAAUGCCUUAUUAAAGCCGUUUACUUUAUACAAAUAAUUCGCUAGCUACCUUUAGCUGACGGUACCGUAUGCAAGAUCCAUAUAUUUCUUUUAGAUGACAGUAUCUAUAAACAAAGAAUUUAGUCCCUUAGUGUUGUAGAUAAAGAUUUAAUGUAGUUAAAAUUUAUUUGAAUUAAACAUGUUUUCGGAUGAAACGCUAGACCUAAUUGGUGCUGAAUCAACAUGGAGAAAAUCUCAUCACCAAACACAAGAAUCUAGAAGCUGUCAAACUGUUCCAGUUCACACAAAAGAGGCUGAAAUACAAGUCAAAAAUAUUUUAAACAACACUACCCAGACAGAUGCACAAGACCAGACGAGCCAAACCCUGUCUUUAGAUCAAGAUCUAUCUGGUUUUCCAGGUUUACUGGACUUCUUGUGUAGAGUUGAGGAUGUGGUGAUCAGAGAGCUUGUGAAAAACUCCAAAAGUCAUGCUUUUGAUGGCUUUGAAGUAAACUGGGAGGAUCAGAAUGAGACCGUGUCAUGCUUGUACCGUCUUCAGCAUCCUGAUGCUCAGGAGAGGAGUCUGCAGGUUACCAGUGUGUCCUGGAACUGCACUGGCUCAGUCAUAGCUUGUGGAUUUGGCCGAGUGGAUGAUGGUGAUUGGAGCAAUGAGAAGUCUUACGUCUGCACAUGGAACCUGGACCGCCGGAAUGUGAACCCAAAACGGCCUAAUGUGAUCAUAGAUGUUACCACACCCAUCAUGUGUCUGUGCUUCCAUCCCAUGCGGCCAUCUGUAGUUGCUGGAGGGCUGUACAGUGGCGAGGUGGUGGUCUGGGACAACAGUCGCGUGCAGGACCCCAUUUUGGCUCAGACUGGAAUGUCAGCAGACACUCACCGUGAACCAGUUUAUCAGGUAAACUGGAUUCCAGGGGCCCGCAGAGGGGAGUUUACUUUGUUGAGCGCAGGCUCAGGAGGGAGAGUUCUGUUGUGGACUGUUGAUGGAGCCGAAGCCAAACUCAUAUUAAAUUCUGGAUUUGCUCUUGUGAGACAACAAUUGCCACAAAGUGGAGCAUCAAGCAAGACCAGAGGUAGCACCACUAUAGGUGUAACCUCACUUGCACUUUCCCCAUGGGAUGUUGACACAUUUUUGGUGGGCUCGGAAGGGGGUCUGGUGCUCAAAUGCUCCUUUAGCAGCGAGACGGUGGCAGCAGUGCCCUCUGAUGGUGAGAGUGUGACAUUACGUGCCCCAGCGCAAUUCUCUUUCUCGCCACGAGGGGGCCCUAUACACUCAGUCCACUUCUCACCCUUUCAUAGGAACCUGUUUGUUAGUGUUGGGACAGAUGGCUUGGCACACCUCCACAGUGUACUGCAGCCUCGUCCCCUGUUGUCUCUUCGGGUCUCUGAAUCAUAUGCUUUUGGUGUGAGAUGGUCACCAACGCGCCCUCUGGUCUUUGCUACUGUCACAGGACAAGGUUUGGUGCAAAUGUUUGAUUUGGGUCGAAGGUCGUUAAGGCCAGCUGCCACAAUUGAUCAGAACACUGGAGGUCAGCCAUCUUACUGCCUGGAGUUCAACCAUAAACAUACAGAUCUGUUGGCAGUGGGCAAUGCAGAUGGCACAGUCAACAUCUGGGAGCUUAGUGCGGAGUUAACAGAACAACGUGCCAAGGAGACGACAAUGCUGGAACAGCUUGCCAAUGAAGUGGCUGACUGAAACUCAAGUUUUCAAGAAUGAACUGUUGCACUCC